GCGAGUGGGCCGUUCACUUCCGCCCCGCCCGAGGCGGUAGAGUGGGUCCUUGCGGGCGGCGGCGCGCUCCGAGGAGCCGCCAGUGGCGCUGGGCCUGGCGUGCGGGCUGCACCAUGGUCCAGCUCACUCCUCUGCUCCACAAGACCUACCACGGGGGCCACGUAACCAUCCGUCUCGCCCUGGGUGGCUGCACCAACCGGCCUUUCUACCGCAUCGUGGCCGCUCACAACAAGUUCCCCAGGGAUGGCCGUUUCGUGGAGCAGCUCGGCUCCUAUGACCCACUGCCCAACACUCAUGGGGAGAAGCUCGUUGCUCUCAACCUGGAGCGGAUCCGGCAUUGGAUCGGCUGUGGGGCCCACCUCUCUAAACCCGUGGAAAAGCUUCUGGGACUUGCUGGUUUUUUCCCUCUGCAUCCCAUGGUGAUCACAAAUGCUGAGAGGCUUCGACGGAAACGGGCACGUGAAAUCCUCUUAGCAUCUCAGAAGACAGAGACAGAGGCUACAGAGACAGAAGCAAGCUGACUUCAGUGAGCAGAGCAGCAAGAACAAGGUCAAGGUCCUCUUAAAACACUUGUGCAGAGUUCUUUUAUUAGAUUUAGAGGUCAAUAAAUGGAGUUUUCCAUGUCA
Eptesicus fuscus (big brown bat) is the source of this 626-nucleotide messenger RNA. RefSeq names its product mitochondrial ribosomal protein S16 (gene MRPS16). The transcript is spliced from 3 exons. The record is from RefSeq and is a predicted model, not a curated record. Gene Ontology annotation, biological process: mitochondrial translation. Gene Ontology annotation, cellular component: mitochondrial small ribosomal subunit; ribosome. Gene Ontology annotation, molecular function: structural constituent of ribosome. NCBI's taxonomy places the organism in Eukaryota, Metazoa, Chordata, Mammalia, Chiroptera, Vespertilionidae. The coding region runs from base 114 to 521 and encodes 135 amino acids.